Messenger RNA from Ichthyophthirius multifiliis, 366 nucleotides. RefSeq lists its product as hypothetical. The record is from RefSeq and is a predicted model, not a curated record. The transcript has 2 exons. Lineage: Eukaryota; Ciliophora; Oligohymenophorea; Hymenostomatida.
AUGAAACAAACUAAAAAUAUUUAGCAAAAGCUUAUUGAUGUCAAUUUUUUGAAAGUUUAGGAACUAUUCAUGGUAGAUUUAACUUUAAUAUAGGUAAAUUAGUUUUACUACAAAAAGUAUAGCUAAAUGAGUCUCAGAUUUCCAUCAUUACCUUGUAUGUCUUUUAAAUAUUAAGGAGGCUAAGGUUCUAUAGGAUCCUAUUAGUAAAUGAUAGUCAUCCAAGAUGAAUAAAUAAAUGCAAAUUUCGAAUAAAUUUAAGCUUAUUUUAGCGGUUUUACAACCAAUAUUUUAAGAGACACAGGCAUCUAAGCCGAAAUUAAUAAAUAUAUGGAAGAAAAAAAAUACUAUGUAAAAGGAUAAGACUGA